AUGGAAUUGUUAGACCAAGUUGAAGAAAAUAGUCAAAACUUCAAAAAUAUAAAAGUUGAAACUAAAUCUCCAUCUUCUAUUAUAUUGACAUGGGUAUACGAGAAAUCAGCAUCCAACGGGACAGAAGAAGAAAUUGUUUUUAAGUUACUGAAACUUGAAACAUAUCACGUAUGGAAAUCUCUGUUAUGGACACGCAAAAAUUUUGUGAUCGUGGAGAAUCUUGAGCAAAAUUUUUGUUAUACUUUUCGCAUACACGUUAUGUGUCAACGAGAUUCUCAGUAUGAAAUUUUGGAUGAAUCAAAUGUAUUUAAAUAUUCUAUUUUAUUAGUGCCAUCACAUACGUCAUUUAUUAGAGCAAUUCAAAAAUCCCAUCUUGAGUUAAUUAAACACUAUAUUGAACUUAUGCCAGAUUUUAUCGAAUUGACAUUUAAAUCCUAUUCUGCUUUGAGCAUCGCCGUUUCUAACAAUGACAUAGCCGUUGUAAGACUUCUGCUUGAGCAAGGAGCUGAUGUUAAUUUUGGAAUUCCUGAAAUGUCACGCACGCCUUUGCAUAUUGCUAUUUUUAAUGGAUUUUUAAAUGUGGCUGAUUUGCUAAUAAAAUGGAAAGCAAAUAUUAGAUCUAAAGACAUUCUCGGACUUAAUGUGGCCCAUCACGCUAUUGAUUCUAAUGAUCUUGAUUCAGUGAUUUACUGUAUAGACUGCCUUGGAAUUCAUACUGAGACAAGAGAUGAUAGAGGUUUAUCUCUCUUAUUACGAGCGAUCGUUAGCAAAGCAUCACUCGAUAUUAUCAGAUACCUUUUAGACAAAAAAGCUUCGCAAUCUGUACGUGACAUUAAUAAUAUGUCUAUUUUACAACACGUUAGGAUGCCAAAUGAUCAUCAAUUGGUCGAGAUGUUGUUGAACUAUAAGCCUAAAUCGCAAACAGAUGCUAAAUUGAAGCUUAAACAUAAUGUACAAAAGCUUAUUCUCUCCCGAAAAAUGAAAAAAGAAGAAGGAGAAGAUGAAGCGGCUGAAGAAAGCGUGUCAGCUUUUGAACAAUGCGAUUUAUUUAAAUAA
Molecule: messenger RNA, 1056 nt
Organism: Clunio marinus
Lineage: Eukaryota; Metazoa; Arthropoda; Insecta; Diptera; Chironomidae
Source: the annotation of a GenBank genome assembly